AUGCUGAUUUCAACUCUUUUUCAUGCCUCUUUGCCGUCAUUAAAGCCUCACUCGCUUUCCUCUCCACCUCUCUCUUUUUAUUCGCCUCUUCCUCUCUCGCUCUCCUUGCUUCUUCUCUCACUCGCUUCGUCUCUUCGUCGCUCACUCGUUUCCUCUCUUCCUCUCUCGCCCUCUCCCACUUUUCCUCUCUCUCCCUCUCCCCCUCUUCCUCUCUCAAUCUUUUUCCUCCCGCACCCUCUACCUCUCUUCCUCUCUCAGUCUCUUUCAUUCUUCCUCUCUCACCCUAUUUCUUUCUUCUUCUCUCUUCCCCUCUUCCUCUCUCACAAUCUCUCGCUCUUCCUCCCGCACCCUCUUCCUCUCGUCCUCUAUCACUCUCCUCCACACUUCCUCUCUCAACCUAUUGCUCUCUUCCUCUCGCCUCAACUCUUCCUAUCUCGCCCUAUUUCUCUCUUCUUCUCUUUUCCUCUCUUUCUCCCUCACCCUUUCUCGCUCUUCCUCCCUCACCCUCUUCCUCUCUUUCUCUCUUACUCUCUUCCACACUUCCUCUCUCACCCUAUUUCUCUCUUCCUCUUUCUUACACACUUCCUCUCUCGUCCUGUUCAUCUCUUCUUCUCUCUUCCUCUCUUCCUCUCUCACCCUCUCUCGCUCUUCUCCUCUCACACAGGCCUCUCCGCCAAUCCCGCCGUCACGUCAACCUCCACGGCGCGCAGCAAGCACCAUCGGCUCACACCCAUCAGCUGCUCCAAAGACACCUCCCCCGCCUCCUCUCUCUAUCUCCCUCCCUUCCUCCCUCUCUUCCUUUCUCACACAUCAGCUGCUCCGGAGACACCUCCUCCGCGCUCCGUGCCCCUCCGCGCAUCAUGCCGCUCCUCGGUCAAAACGAGGUGUUAA
Messenger RNA from Closterium sp. Naga37s-1, 891 nucleotides. The record is from the annotation of a GenBank genome assembly. Lineage: Eukaryota; Viridiplantae; Streptophyta; Zygnematophyceae; Desmidiales; Closteriaceae.